AAUUAGAUCCGUUCUCUUCAGCGUAAACGGAAGUGAACAUUGACCAACAACAAUUUCGUACCUUAGUGUUUUUAUUGUUGUUAUUUAGACGUUUAUUAACACCCUGGAACUCAGAAUAUGACUAAUUUAACUGCAUAGCCUCACAUACGUACACCCAGGUAGUAUAUAAUUCGCGUUGGAGACAGAACUUGGUUGGUAGAUAGUAAUGCUAGGUAACUUAGCUGCUAACAAUGGCUAAAUGUAUGGUUUUUCACACUCAAAUAGCCUCCAUUAUGGAGGUGCUAGCGAAUGCAGCCGUGGCAGAGAUCUGUAAACUCGUCGACGACGACUAUGCAGUGUUUCGUUUGGAAAUAACUCAAAGCCAGAAAGAAAACAGGACAUUGCAGAGGAAACUACAGCUACUUGAACUGAAGGUGGCACGGGAGCGCGCAGAGAGGACAACUCGAGAGCGCGCCCUAGCCAGUCGUCCCAGUAGUGUCAAAAUCCUCGACCGAUACAGAGGAAUGGCAAGAGGUGAAGGACAUCUCACUGGAGGCCACAGGAGCUUUGUGAAGCCAGUAGGACACAACGUGUGGAGAGAUGACCAACCAAUAGCUAUAGAUGAGGGCAGUGGAACCUCCACCCAGCAUGUUAUCGUGAAAGCGUCUGCAGAUGCAGAGGCUGCAGGUCCUGGGUUCAAGCUGGAAAUGUAUGAAGGAAAGGAGGACCCACCGCACAGCAGAGACAUCCAGACUGGAGUGCUUGCUGUAGCCACGGAGGACCCCACCCUCGCCCCAGCACUGCCCAGGGCCCAAUGCAGCAUCACGGAGGUCAGUGGAACGCUGAACACCGUCCUCAAGUCAGAGACAGACACUGAGACUUUAACGGUGCUGGAGCGACUGGGCUGUCCUCCUGCUACCCGCACAGAGUAUUUAGUUUACGGGAGCCCGAGGACGGCUCUGUUCCAUCAGGACUCAGGGGAUGCGUUACAGACUGGCAAUGAUCCGUCCUGUUCAUACGCUACAGAGAUGAUACCUGGUGACAUGCCUGUGGGCUUAGAUACACAGACUAAUUCAAUGAGAGGGGACUGGAACCGGUACAGUAGUAGUGUCUACUCUGAAAUGUGUCUAGAUAAGAAAGGGGAGGGUCUGGUCAUAGAUGAGGUGACUGUGAAAGUGGAGGGUGAUGCUCUUCUGACAUGGAAUGCAGACCAGACUCACUUAGGAGAAGGACACUCUCAGGAAAACAAGAGUGACUUCUUAGACUACAGGGAAAGCUUAGAUCCAAAUCCAAAUAUUGCAACCCACUCCCCUUUACACACGCUCAAGGAACGCGACCCAGUGUCCACGUCUAUGGCACCUUCCGAUUCACACAACCAUGCCCUUAUCGAUCAGGUAUUGAACUCAAACGGCAAGACUAGAGCCCUGGCCCAGGGAGGGGGAGCAACAUCAGGCAUUAAUAAGGAGAAACGGUUCUUCUGCAUGUUCUGCAACAAAGGCUUCAACUGCCCUCAGAAGGUGGAAAUCCACCAGAGGGUCCACAUAGGGGUGAAACCCUUCAGCUGUACCCAGUGUCACAUGCGCUUCUCCCUGGCUUGGAACCUGAAGAUCCACCAGAGGGUCCACACAGGGGAGAAACCUUACAGCUGUGCCCAGUGUCACAUGCUCUUCUCCCACUCGUCCAGCCUGAAGAGGCACCAGAGGAUCCACACAGGGAAGAAACAAUUCAGCUGCCCCUAGUGUGGGAAGACGUUCUCCCACCAGAACCAGCUGAUGAUGCACUUGAAGUUUCACACUGGAGAAAGGUCGUUUGCCUGUACGCACUGCGGGAAGAGGUUCUCAGAGAGGAGCUACCUCAGGAUACAUAAGCUGAAAAAACAUUUGACUGUAUAAUAUAGAAAGUAACUAUUCCACUUGAUAGCUUCUGACAUUUAGAUCAAACCCUGCAUUAAAGACAGAUAGAUUUUCAUUUGGAAUAACAAGAGUAACAGAUUUCAGUGUUGAAUAUUCCUGUGUAGAAUAUUGCAUUGAGACAGUGGCCGUGUCCAAAUACCCAUACUAGCGUACGACAUACUUAAACUGCAUACUCAUUUCGGCAUUGGAUCUAGUAGAAUUCACUCACCUUUUCCCACUCACGUGUUUGACAACAGCUGAUCAUCAAAUAAAUGAAUGCUCUGUACCAAAAUGAAUGAAUGGCGGGAGUCUACGUAAUCAAACAAUAGAUGAUGCAUUCAGUGUACUAUUUUCAACAUUUCAUAUACUAUAGAAUUGUAUUUUUCGGCAUACUAUUUAGUACGCUACUAUGGGUAUUUGGACACGGGCAUUGUGUGAUUUAAGGCAUAUGUAAGCCUAAAAAGUCUGUUACAUAUCAUGUUUGUACUGUGUAGGCUAUAUGAUGUUCACAAAUGCCUACUUCAUUACUUCCAUUAAACUACUUAAUUUUU
Oncorhynchus nerka (sockeye salmon) is the source of this 2422-nucleotide messenger RNA. RefSeq names its product B-cell lymphoma 6 protein homolog. The coding region runs from base 231 to 1718 and encodes 495 amino acids. The transcript is spliced from 3 exons. NCBI's taxonomy places the organism in Eukaryota, Metazoa, Chordata, Actinopteri, Salmoniformes, Salmonidae. The record is from RefSeq and is a predicted model, not a curated record.